Bursaphelenchus okinawaensis is the source of this 3846-nucleotide messenger RNA. The record is from the annotation of a GenBank genome assembly. Lineage: Eukaryota; Metazoa; Nematoda; Chromadorea; Rhabditida; Aphelenchoididae.
AUGACGAUCUCGCCUAAGACCUCAACUCCACUUCAACAGCGUGCCCGGAAUCUGGAGCCUCUUCAACUGAAGCCAUUUUGCAUUGAUCCGCUGCUAUCGCCUCGACAAGUUCAUCUGAACAGUUUCAGAGCUCAUGGUGGAGAUGAUAGCGCUUAUGAUUCGCUGUAUGAUCCUCUGCUGCCUAGAAGUUUGUUGGGAACGCCGAAGAGUGUGGACAAACCUAAUUGUAGCUUUUCUUCACAGUUGAGUCAAUUGUCGGUGGAUGCGGCUCAAAGUAGGUUUUUUGGGAUAUUUUGAUGGUUGUAGGAUAAUAUCGGGUCAAAUGAAGGGGUUACCAAGGUUAAAGCAAGGUUAUUUAUAUAUUAGUUAAUGUUACAGAUAGGAUGUGAUGUAUUAAAGUUAAUUUAAAGGUAAAGCUAGGGCUUAAUUUGUAUUUAUUAGCUAUUUUGUACACACAAGUUAUGGAUAAUAUAACUUUUAGAUCCUGUAUAUUUACCGGGAAUAUUUUUGAGCAAAAGGAAUUUCAGUAGAAGGACUAGGUAUUACUGAACCUAUUGAGCUCAAUUUGGAUGUUUUCUGGCUGUUACACACGAAGUUAUAAUAAUUUUUAACAUGUCUAUCUCAUGGAUAAUAUAAUUUUUAAAAGUUUAUAAAAAUUCUAUUUCAGCUCCACCCGAACUUGCCUGUGGCUUGUGCCAAAGAAUCUACAUCGACCCACGUGUUCUGGCUUGUUUUCACAGCUUUUGUAAGGAAUGUCUAGAACAACAUGCAGCUGGAAUGUCCAGAGUCAACUGUCCUUCAUGUAACGGCAGGACUCAGCUUUCACAACUUGGAGUUUCUGGUUUACUGGUUGAUUACGCUUUGAAUAAUGCUGUGAAACUGCACGAGAAAAGCGUGGGUACGUUUUUGAGUUUUUGGUGACUUUAGGCUUUGAUUUUGGUCUUUAAAGGCUUUGGGGUUGGUUUCUAAAGGUGCUGUCUUUGCUUUUUUGAUCUUUUCUUGCUUUUACAUUCCUAAAACAAUGUGUUUUAUGAUUUCAGAUGGUCAGCUAGACCCCUACGAACCAGACGAUGCGAACACGAAGAACUGCAGCUGCCUUGAGCAUCGCAACCGCCCACUACAAUAUUAUUGUCUGUCUUGUAACUUUGCUGUUUGUCAAGAAUGCACAUUAAAAGAACACCCAAGACCUAUGCAUUUGCUUGAACUGAUCGAGAAUGCCGCUCAUUCUCAAGUUUCUUCAAUCAGAAACCUCAUUGAUGAAGUCUUGGUAAAGCACGAUGAGUUACGAACGGCGUUCCAACAGGUGGAAACGACUCAACGAAGAGUCAAUACCUCUUUGAAUCAAGCUCAUGCCAAGCUGAGGGAGGCUGUGAACAGGAUGAUUCAGGUCAUUCAGGAUGCGAAUGAUUGUCUUCAGAAGGAUCUGGAUGCUACUUAUGUUAAUCGACAGGUAAAGAGUUUUUGGAUGGGUUGAAAACUUUGAAAUUGGUAUUUUAAGGAAGAUAUUGAUCUUGGGGAUGAUUUUGAUUGAAAAAGUUAUUGAAUUUAUGCUAAAUUUUGAUGUAAUGGCUUGAUUUUGUCGACCAGCCUACGAUAAGGUCAUGAUGAAUAUAUAAAACAGUUUUUUUUGGAAAUUCAGCUUUAAGGUUCUAAAAAAAACUUAAAGCAUUAGCUUGUGUAUUGUAUUGUACGUUUUUUAAGUUGAAAAUAUAAGCAGUAAACUUAAUAUCCUACUCUUAAUUCAAAUUAUUUCAGGAGCAGAUCGUCCACAUUAGUCGUGGAGUCCAAAAAAUGACCGGUAAGAUCUCGGAAACGGUCAAAUUUGCCGAAAGACUACUAAAAUAUGGUCACUCAACUGAAGUCCUCGUCUUCAAACCUCUAUUGGAAGCACGUCUACGAGGAUUCCUCACGUUCAACGCCGAAACCGAGAUGAUCCUAAGCGGAAAUAUGGAAAUCGAACAACCUCGACUUGAACUAUCUCAAGUCGUUCAAGCUCUAACCUCACUGAGCUUGAGUGUACGCCCUGACAGUUGGAAUCACGCAGAUGCUUGCCAUUCCCAAACCAGUGGUGCUCUCCUACCUCAACAUUUGCAACGAACUCACUCGAGUCAACAGCUGGGAAGGAACAACUCCAACUUCAAUGCGGCUUUGCCUAUUCUACAGUCCAAGUUGACUUCAAGUUCAGUUCAGAACCUGACUUACAUUGACAAUACUCUGAGGAACAGUGGGUUGAUGGAGAACAGUGAGGAGAGGGAUGGUGGAAGAGCGAAUGCAGGAGGAAUGUCGAGCUACUCAUCAAUGUUGGAUUUGUCAUCCAAUUCUGGAGGUGGGUGGGGAGAGGGGCUUUUUGGAUGUGGUUAUGAUAGGGUAGGGGAGGUUUUGGGGGUGGUAAUUUAAAAAAAGUAAAAAUUUUUUUUUUCCAAUUAAAAUUUUUUUUUUAAUUUUUAAAAAUGUUAUUUUUUAGCCUUAGCCUCCCAAACAGACCUCAACGCCCGCCUCAUGGGCGUCUACGGAGCCACCAAAGCCUUAUCAGCGGCAAGAAGAGAACGCAUGAUUUACUACCACAAGUUUGGCGAGUUCGGAAUCCAACAAGGCCAAUUCACCGAGCCUUCGGGCGUGGCAGUAACCGCCCAAGACGAAAUUGUCGUAGCCGACACCAACAAUCAUCGUAUCCAAGUCUUUGACCGAGACGGCAACUUCAAGUUCAUGUUCGGCGAGUGCGGCAAAAGAGAUGGCCAACUUCUGUACCCGAAUCGUGUAGCCGUCAACAAACUGACUGGAGAGUUCAUCGUGACUGAGAGAUCCCCGACACACCAGAUUCAGGUUUUCAAUCAGUAUGGACACUUUUUGAGGAAAUUUGGAGCCAAUAUUCUUCAGCACCCAAGAGGAGUUUGUGUGGAUUACCGUGGAAGAAUCGUGGUUGUGGAGUGCAAGGUAGGGGGUUUUUGGUUUAUUAUUAGGGGGUGGUUUUUGAAAUUUUGAAUUUUUUUUUAAUUUUUUGGAAAUUUUAGACUACAGGUGGGAUUUACGUUUUAAAUUUCAGAAAAAAAAUUUUUGGGGGGGGAAAUUUUUUUAAAAAUUGUUGGGGGUGGAUUUUUUUAAAAAAAUUCACAAAGAAGCAAGUUCAAUUAAAAAUAAGCAAUUUUUUAAUUUUUUGGGUGUGGUAAAUUUCAGGGUGGAUUUGAUUUUUUAUAUUUUUACUUUUUUUAAAUUUUAAAUGUUUAUGAAAAUAAGAAUUUUUAGAAACAUUUUAAAAUUUCUAGGUCAUGCGUGUGAUCAUUUUCGACACCUACGGCAACAUCCUCCACAAAUUCCUCUGCUCACGUUACCUCGAAUUCCCGAACGCCGUGGCAACGAAUGACAAGGAUCAGCUCUUCAUCUCGGAUAACCGUGCCCACUGCAUCAAGGUCUUCAAUUACAAUGGCCAGUUCUUGCAUCAAAUUGGCGGUGAAGGCAUCACCAACUACCCAAUCGGAAUGGGCAUCACUGCCAACGGAGAAAUUGUUGUGGCCGACAAUCACAACAACUUCAACUUGACUGUCUUUAAUCAGGUAAGGAGGGGGAAGGAGAGUAGGGUGAGGGAAAGAAGGUAGGGUAUCGGGGAAAGUUGUUAGGGCUUUAUGUGGUUUAUUAAAAUUUAAUUUUUGGAUAAUUUUAUGUUUUUUUCAGAAUGGCGAGCUGAUCUCAGCGAUGGAAAGCCGCGUCAAACACGCUCAAUGUUUUGACGUCUGCCUUCUGGAUGGGAACACGAUCGUACUGGCUUCGAAAGACUACCGUCUCUACCUCUACCGAUUCACCACAAAGAAACUGGAUCGAGCUUUGGAUGAAUCUGUUUCUUCAUUGUAG